AUGGAACUAGACACAGGAUCGGCCGUGUCCAUUUUGCCAUAUGACAUGUUCUUGGAAAGAUUUUGCGACAAGAAGUUAGAGAAAACAACCACCGUACUAAAGAUCUAUACUGGUGAACUGAUUGUUCCAGUUGGUUGCCUUACCAUGCAAGUUGAAUACUUAGAUCAAUCAUGUCAAUUGCCAUUCCAUGUAGUCCAGACUAAGGGUCCAGUGUUAAUGGGUCGAGAGUGGCUUCACAAGCUUCGCCUCGACUGGAAAACCAUUAAGUUGUUGAAAUCCUCAGAUUUCAGCCAUAGAAACCCUGGCACGACUACACAAGAGAAGCUGAAAAACCUAUUGGAUACGUAUGCAGAGGUUUUUGAAGACAAGCUGGGAACUUUCAAGUCUGCCAAAGCAAGGAUAACCCUCAAAGAAGGUAGUCAACCACAGUUUCGCAAAGCUCGUCAGGUCCCAUAUUCCUUACGACCGAAAGGGGAGGAAGAACUGAAGAGACUUCAGAGCGAAGGUAUUUUGUCGAAAGUAGAGUGGAGUGAUUGGGCGACACCGAUUGUACCAGUGCCGAAACAUGAUGGUUCAGUCCGUAUUUGUGUUGACUUCAAAGGUACUAUAAACCCAACACUACAAGCAGAACAGUAUCCUCUGCCUCGAAUCGAAGAUAUCUUUGCCCAUUUAGCUGGUGGGAAAAAGUUUUCCAAGAUCGACCUCCGACAAGCUUACCAUCAGAUUGAGCUGGAGGAAGAAUCCAAGAAGUACCUUACAAUUAAUACGUCCAUGGGCUUGUUUCAAUACAAUCGAUUGGUGUUUGGUAUUACCUCAGCUCCCGCCAUUUGGCAGCGUACCAUGGAUCAGAUUCUGGAAGGAACUUCUGGUAUUAGUUAUAUCCUAGAUGAUAUGAUUGUGACGGGUAAAAGCGACGCAGAGCAUAUGGCUAACCUGGAGGAGGUCCUUCGACGGCUGCACCACCAUGGGUUAAGAGCCAAUAAAUCGAAGUGUGAGUUCUUCAAAGAAAAGAUCACGUUCUGUGGCCACGACAUUAAUAGUGAAGGCCUGUACAAGACCACCGACAAGACAGCUGCAAUGGUGAAUGCCCCUCGCCCCCAGAGUGUUGCAGAGGUACGCUCCUUCCUGGGAUUGGUGAACUAUUACCACAAAUUCCUGCCAAACCUUGCUACAAUCUUGCAUCCAUUGAACCAAAUGCUGGAAAGUAACUACCAAUGGAACUGGACAGAUCAAUGCGAAGAAGCCUUUUGCAAAGUUAAAGCAAUGAUUGUUUCAGAUCUGGUGCUUACACAUUAUGAUCCUAACCUUCCCUUACAACUGGCUUGUGAUGCUUCACCUAUAGGAAUUGGAGCGGUACUGUCCCAUGUCAUGACAGACGGCACAGAGCGCCCGAUAGCGUUUGCAUCGAGAUCCCUGUCGAAGGCGGAGCGCAACUACGCACAGAUAGAUAAAGAAGCACUGGCUACAGUGGAGGGAGUCAAGAAAUUCCACAAUUACCUUUUCGGUAGGAACUUUACCUUACUGACUGAUCAUGAGCCUCUCACUUCAAUCUUUCAUUCCAGCAAAAGCCUUCCUGUUGUCACUGCUGCUAGAUUACAACGCUACGCUUUGUUCUUGGUGGGUUUUGACUAUACAAUUAGAUACAAGAACACUAAGUUACACGGGAAUGCGGAUGGUUUGUCUCGAUUACCCUUGCAUAGUGAGACAACAGAAGAAGAGCCAGAUCCAGUGGGUCUCUUCUAUGACACGCAGUUUGAGCCUUUGCCAGUCACAGCAGAACAGGUCAAACGAGAAACACAGAGAGAUCCUCUAUUGGCGAAGGUCCAUGAGUUGGUUAUGAAAGGAUGGUCCACUCCACAAGAUGGAUUAAACCGUUUUACCAGCGGAAAGACGAACUGA
Molecule: messenger RNA, 1899 nt
Organism: Paramuricea clavata
Lineage: Eukaryota; Metazoa; Cnidaria; Anthozoa; Malacalcyonacea; Plexauridae
Source: the annotation of a GenBank genome assembly